UGUGUCCCCAGUGGGCGGGCGUUGUCUGUUCCGUCAGACUGAGCCGAGCCCAGGGCAUGCAGUCUGCUAGGGACCUGUCUCGGGAGUUACCUCGGAGGCUAGUCAUGAGCUAACAAGUAUACAAUUUAGGUCUUCUCCCCCCCAAACGUAACCACUAUAGCCCAGCGUUGACGUCUGGAGGCAGUGCGAAGGAAUUGCAACCCCGCCUCAUUGCAGCUGGAGAAUCUGGUCAAUCUCGCUCGCUCCCUCUCCCCAUCCUCUCCCAGUAGUCCUACACACUUCCUGUCCAGAGCUUGAGCUCACCUCCUGUCCCCUGCUGCCAAGCGCUGGGUGAGCAGAGCCAUGGCCACCGCGAAGCCCAAGGGCCAGAACUCCCUGGCCCUCCACAAAGUGAUUAUGGUGGGGAGCGGUGGGGUGGGGAAGUCUGCCCUCACCCUCCAGUUCAUGUAUGACGAGUUUGUGGAGGACUACGAGCCCACCAAGGCGGACAGCUACAGGAAGAAGGUGGUCCUGGACGGUGAGGAGGUCCAGAUAGACAUCCUGGACACGGCAGGCCAGGAGGACUACGCCGCCAUCAGGGACAACUACUUCCGCAGCGGCGAGGGCUUCCUCUGCGUCUUCUCCAUCACCGAGCUGGAGUCGUUCGCCGCCACCGUGGACUUCAGGGAGCAGAUCCUGCGUGUGAAGGAGGACGAGAACGUUCCCUUCCUGCUGGUGGGGAACAAGUCGGACCUGGAGGACCGGCGGCAGGUCAGCGCAGAGGAGGCCAAGGCCCGCGCCGAGCAGUGGGGCGUCUGCUACGUGGAGACGUCCGCCAAAACCCGUGCCAACGUAGACAAGGUCUUCUUCGACCUGAUGAGGGAGAUCCGAGCCAGGAAGAUGGAGGACAGCAAGGAGAAGAACGGGAAGAAAAAAAGCAAAAGUUUGGCCAAGAGGAUUCGAGAGAGAUGCUGUAUUUUAUAGUGGCAAACGAAAGCAGCCCUGACUGUUUAAUUGUUUGUGUGUGUGUGUGUGUACGUACGGAUGUAUGUAUGUGUGCGUGUAUAUUUAUGCAUACAUACAUACAAUAUGUAUAAACAUACACAUACACACACACACAUACAUGUCUCAGACUUUUGCAUUUACUUUGUGCCCGCACCUGACAGCAACCUCCUCGUUCCUGGACCUCAGGGGGCCUGGGCCACGGCCUUCCAUUCAACGCUCCACCUCCCUGUUAAUGUGCUCACACUUCAGACGAUCAAUGUCACACCUCCAUUCUCUGUCUCUCCCUUACUCUCUCUGUCCGUCUCUUGAUUUCACUCUUUCAAUCUCGGUCGUUCUGCUGUCUCUGACUCCGUCUCUUAAACUCAUGUUGAGACGGGGUUUUCAUUUAGGGCAGACUUUUUGCCCCAGAAAAUACAGAUAGGGUUAUUCCCAAAUGUUGUUUUGGUCGUGUUAACAAUUUGGUGUGUAUUUAUCGAAUGUGUCUUAAGACCAGGUUAAAGUCAAAAGGGGUUAAAUUGUUGGUAGAGUUUGCUGUAGGAGGACAUUCGUACCUCGGCUUAUUUGCUCGGUUUAAGGCGUCUGUGUGUUUUUAGGUAGCUAGGGUCGUGUGACGUAAAGCCAGAGUUAUCCUUUUCAGUGCGACCUUUUAGAGCCGACAUUGCACUGAUGCAUUUUAAGAAGGAAAGAAGCGUUGAGUCCUUUAAGCUACCUGUGGUGUUGAAAUGCCAUUCCUAUAUUUUUAGAUAUCAAGUUUAUUAUGUGCUAUGGAUAUAUACACACUAACAUUAAAUCUAUUCACUUUUAUUUAGCGUUGAAUGAAUCUCAGUUGAAAGUAAGCACACUACUAACGUUUAUUCCCGUGGAGGGGAGACGCCCCCUCCAUUACGCAGCAAGGUUUGAGGUCUAGGAUGAAUUGUGACAUAUUUAAUUCUAACAUUUCAGUUUUUACCUCAACUGGUUGAGUAGAUUUCAUGGCGUUUUGUUUACAUCCUGAAGGUGCUCUGACGAAAAAACGAAUACAGAGUUGUUCACAAGUCUGACCGGGAAUAAUAUAUUGACAAAACAAUGUAAAAAUAUAUAUAUUUUCCGCCCCUUGCACUGAGUCGUCAUUGCUAACAACCCAAACGCCUCAUUUUAUUUCCUUUUGCAGAUGUUUCCUAAAAAUAUUUCACGGUAAAUCGGAAAUGCAAUGUCAAAUGAACAUGUCCUAUGAGUUAAGAUCUAUCUCUCCUGUCACAAAACCUCCUGUAACAUUAUAAUUGAAAGGCAUACCAAUGCAUCUUUUAAUUGAUAUGACACCCAGCUUUUGUUAUUCCUAAAUUCUGGUGAAAGAAAGCGAUGAGCAGAGGUUAAAAUGGUUCCAUUGCUUAACCAGGAAUUUCAAUUAAGUUUGUUUAAUUUGCUUAUCCAUGUGCGUAGUUGCCUUUUUGGCCACACUGAAUGUGAUUGACCUUCUCUGUUUUAAGCGUUCUGUCAGCAGGAUGCAUUGUCAGAGAGUCUAAAGGUUAUGCACAAGGUUAUGUUGGCGAGAAUAUCUGUUACACUUUGAAAGGUGCCCUUGUGUAAUUCCUCUGUAACCACAGCCCUCUCUGAAAUGGAUACUUCAAUGUGUAUUUAACAUGACCAAGACUUUGUGGUUUAAAUUUUAUCACAGAUGAGUGACUACUUAAAUAUAGUAAAAUCGAAUUGAACCCAAGUCUCAAACAAAGACUUUUUCUCCUCCUAAUCCCUCAUGUUAUCUCAUGGGGUGCACUUCAUUAAACAAGUGGUUUUCCAUACCAAUAACUGCCUGAUAAAAUAUAAUAUGUAAAUUAAACAUUUGAAUGGCACAGGCGAAGAGUCCAGAAAUUAUUUACAUGGAUUCCAGAAAAUUAUCAUGUAAAACAAAAUUCUCUUAUUUGGCAUGGCACAUGUCCCAUAUCAAUUAUAGAUCUAAACUCUUCAAAUUAUAUUAAAUGUUGUAGUUAUGGCCUGAAAUAAUUCCUUCCUAUUUGGCUACAUGGACGUCUAUUAAGUGUCAUCAAUCAUGUGCUAAGUAUUGUAUUUUUGCUCUCCCAGAUAGUUCAUAUUUAGAAGGACCUGAAGCCAGAUGUGUCAAUUGGUACAACCAAGAUGCAACAAUACUUGUAUAAAGGGCAGGUUACAAUGCAUUGUUUGACAUGACAGCUUCCUACCCUAUUAACACAAAUUUCAUGUAAAGAUUAAACGUAGUUAGACCAUUUGAUAAUUUGAUGCAAGAUUCAACUUAACCUUUUGUCAGACAUGUGUAUUUGUUGGAGCAAUGACUGUACAUUAUUUUGGUAACAUGAAUUAAAUUGCCUUUGACCUAACCUUAGGGACAUACAUUUUAGUUGUUUAGCCAAUGGCAUCUCAAUUUGUUAUUUUCUUUAUUUAAACCAAACCACUAAUGUAGCUUCUGUGUCGCAACAAAUGAAAAUAACAUUGAAUUCAUUUUGUGAGCUAUUUGCAAAUAACUAAUAAAGUGAAAAUUACUAAUAA
This is a messenger RNA of Gadus morhua (Atlantic cod), 3483 nucleotides long. It is a transcript of the gene ralaa, whose product is annotated as v-ral simian leukemia viral oncogene homolog Aa (ras related). The coding region runs from base 343 to 963 and encodes 206 amino acids. Gene Ontology annotation, biological process: signal transduction. Gene Ontology annotation, cellular component: membrane. Lineage: Eukaryota; Metazoa; Chordata; Actinopteri; Gadiformes; Gadidae. The record is from RefSeq and is a predicted model, not a curated record. Gene Ontology annotation, molecular function: GTPase activity; GTP binding. The transcript has 5 exons.